Rosa chinensis is the source of this 1544-nucleotide messenger RNA. Its product is annotated as RING finger protein 141. The transcript is spliced from 9 exons. The record is from RefSeq and is a predicted model, not a curated record. The coding region runs from base 111 to 1094 and encodes 327 amino acids. Gene Ontology annotation, molecular function: protein binding. NCBI's taxonomy places the organism in Eukaryota, Viridiplantae, Streptophyta, Magnoliopsida, Rosales, Rosaceae.
GAAAAUUGCCUCGACAUUCUCCGCACUCGAAAAUCUUCGCUGAGCUGAGCCGCAUAUCGAGGUGAACUCCCAGGCGUGCGCGCCGUCGUCGACAACUGGUGGAUAUCAAAAUGUGGUUCAAAAGCUGUGCUUUAAAACACAACAUCGUGUCUAAAAGAAAGUGUUUUAGAGGGGCAUCAUUGACUCCAAAGGAAUAUGCAGAUACUUCAAAGGGCCUUCAAUGCGACAAAACUGCCAAUAACUACUGUCCUGAGUGUGGGUUCCGGCUGUUGGAGUGUGCAAUAAGGAACCAGCACACCGAUAUGAUUGAGUUGUUGCUUAAGAAUGGAGCUGAAAUUUUUCGAGAUAAUGACAUUGGAAGAGGCAUUGAGACAAUGGACGCCUUAGUUAAGCUUGGUUAUAAAGAAGUUGAAGGCGAGUUUUUGUACACUUCAAGCUCUGUGGGGAGAUUCAACGUUUGGGCUACCUUUUCAGUCAAAAAUCGUGGGAUUGCUAUAUUUUAUGGUGGCAAGAGUCGAAUGAAUGUCCAGGGCAAGGAACCAGAUGUGUAUUUCGCAUGGGGCAAGGCUACUUUCAAGCAGGAAGGAUCUGUGUUACGGAUCAAAGAUGGAUUGGAGACUUCCUUGCUGGAACCAGCAGAACCUCCAUAUUUGGGUAGCAAAGAGAUAUUCUACUGGUUUUGCAACCAGUUAAAUGAGGCUAUUGGUUUGGGUUCUGUGGUGGAUGAUGGCUUUGAUCUCUCGGAUAUAGAGAUGGCACUCAAAGCUUCACUGGACCAUUUUGGACAGCCAUCUUCACAGCCUUCAAUGGCUAUUGGUUUGGGUUCUGUGGUGGAUGAUGGCUUUGAUCCCUCUGAUAUAGAGAUGGCACUCAAAGCUUCAUUGGACCAUUUUGGACAGACAUCUUUACAGCCUUCUGCACCACCUUUGCCCGAAGAUGACUGCACCAUUUGUUUUGGUCAUAGAGUUGACACUGCCUUUGUUCCCUGCGGUCAUCUUAUUUGCUCACCAUGUGCAGAAAAGAUUCAGCAUCAGAACAUGCGGUGUCCCUUCUGCCGUGAGGUGGUGAAGAACUUUGCAAUUCCUAGGAUUUGAUUGCAAAAGGAAGAUAGCUUUUGAUGGGAAGGUUCGAAGAAAGAAAGGAAAUAUUUGGGAUGGAUGGAAAAGAGAGACGUUGUGCAGAUGGAUCAAGCAGCAUUUUGGAGGAAGCUGUAUUUUGCUAUUGAUGAUGAUGAAUUUGUUUGGUGUUGACUGUGGAGAUUUACUGCAUUUGGAUUUUAUUGAAAUAGGUACUCUUCCAGAUUAAAAUGAGAGUUGGGUUUGAAUUCCAACCCUGUUGAUUGAUGAGAGAGCGAGCAUACGCUUCUAACUGGUUGUAGUAUUUUGGUAGAUUAAAGUUAGAAUGCUACUAAGAAGCAUGAUGAUUAGCACGGAAAAUAUGACAUGUAUAAGAACCACAGCUAUAAUGUGACAUGUAUAAGAGCCACAGCUAUAAUAUGACAUAUAUAAGAACCACAGCUAUAAGCAUUUCUUUCUUUUUUUGGA